UGUGUUUUUCUUUGGCCAUCCACCUAAUUCGCAUCCAUCAUCUCUCUCUCUCUGUCUGUAUAGUGUCUUUCAAAUUCCCCUAAGUCUCUCUGUUUUGUUUUACUCCAAAAGCUUUUUAACCCUUUUGAGAUUUUGAUAUAAUUAUCAGAUCCUUUUGCUACUGAUGCUAGUUCUUCCUUUUAGGGCUUUUUUUCUUCCUUUACUCAUGUCAAAUUACCUUGUUGUCCCUUGGUGUUUAGGGCUCUAAUCCCUAUAUAAAUGUUGCUUCGUUGAGACACAACAUUACGAAUUAAGCCCUUCUUCGUUUUUUUGCUUGUCCGGAUCCUGAGAUGGAGAGAGAAUGUGGGUCGAAGGAGUUGUUCAGCAAAGAGGAGCUGCAAGAAAUAAGUGAUCUCCAUGUGGGAGACGAUUACGUCGAGGUUAUGUGUGGCUGCACUAGCCACCGUUACGGAGACGCCAUUGCUAGGCUCAGGGUUUUCUCAGAUGGAGAACUUCUCAUCACCUGCCAAUGCACUCCUGCUUGCCAAGAAGACAAGUUAACGCCUGCUGCCUUCGAGAAGCAUUCCGAGAGAGAGACCUCUAGAAACUGGAGGAACAAUGUGUGGGUGUUUGUCGGGGGAGACAAGGUUCCACUUUCAAAGACUGUGUUGCUCAGAUACUACAACCAAGCAUUAAAGAAAUCCAAUGUAUCAAAAAUCGUUCAUCGGGAUGAGUUAGUUGCGUGCAGCAGAUGCGGGAAGGAACGGAGGUUCAGGUUGCGGACCAGAGGUGAAUGCCGUGUGCACCAUGAUGCCAUGGCUGAGCCCAACUGGAAGUGUUGCGAUUAUCCAUACGAAAAGAUAACAUGUGAAGACGAGGAAGAAAGAGGAAGCAGGAAAGUAUACAGAGGAUGCACUCGCUCUCCUUCCUGCAAAGGCUGCACUUCUUGUGUCUGCUUUGGCUGCAAGCUCUGUCGUUUCCCUGAUUGUAACUGCCAGACUUGCCUCGACUUCACCACCAACACCCAACUCAUUUGACUUCCUUUCUCUAACUUACUUAAUUCUUCUGCAAAAUCUUUUGCUGUAUGGUGGAUGCUCUGCAUUUUUUUUUUAAUCAUUACCUUGUUGCACCUGUUUUGUGACUGGAGAGACCAAGUAGGAAACACAAACAACUGAAAGAA
This is a messenger RNA of Capsella rubella, 1159 nucleotides long. RefSeq names its product protein ULTRAPETALA 2. The transcript is spliced from 2 exons. Gene Ontology annotation, cellular component: nucleus; cytosol. Bases 330 to 1016 code for a protein of 228 amino acids. The record is from RefSeq and is a predicted model, not a curated record. Gene Ontology annotation, molecular function: DNA binding. NCBI's taxonomy places the organism in Eukaryota, Viridiplantae, Streptophyta, Magnoliopsida, Brassicales, Brassicaceae.